Molecule: messenger RNA, 4197 nt
Organism: Anopheles maculipalpis
Lineage: Eukaryota; Metazoa; Arthropoda; Insecta; Diptera; Culicidae
Exons: 6
Coding region: 1-4197 (1398 amino acids)
Biological process (GO): tRNA methylation
Molecular function (GO): RNA binding; tRNA (guanine) methyltransferase activity
Source: RefSeq, a predicted model, not a curated record
AUGGGCUUUAAUACGAAAUUGUUGCAUGAUUUAUGCACAACCAACACGGAAAUUUACGAACAAGUGAUACAAUUCGUGCUGAACGAAAGCAUUUUCCUACAGAAUGUACAAAACCUACGGAAAUCAUCCCUCGAAGCGUUGGUGUACGUGUUGCUCGUGAAACGGCGCGGCAAACUUCCCGACACAAUGCUCAACGGGGACAAAUUUAACCUCCAGAACGUUGUAUCGCUCAUUCACCUUAACCAUCUACGGCUUCAGCAGGAUAAUGAAAGCUUCCGAUGGAUUUUAAGUGCCCUAACGCUGACCGUUUUAAUCGAGCAGGAUGGUGGUCGAUCCGUCCGCUCGCAGCUGGAAACGAUUGUUAACAAGUUUGAUCGCGAUUUUCACGAAAUACCACUGUACUAUGAUGUGCUGCGUACAAUACUCAUUUUAGCAAAGGAAAACCACGAGCUCGUUCCCAUCUGCUGCAGUGGAUUGGAUGGUGAGCAAAUGGUUCGCCGAUUGUCAUCGGAAUCGAGAUUGGUACGGAUGAAAGCAUUGGCCUGUCUGCAAACGAUGAUGGAAUUCAACAAGGACUUAUACAAACAGUGGUUGAACCUACUUCAAGAUUCAAAGCUCAUGAUCGAGAGCAAAGUGUUUAUGCUGCACCAGUUGAUGGAGACUUUGCUGCGUUUGUGCGAUAGAGAUGCUGAUAUACUAACCACCCUGCAGUCAGAACACGUUUGGCAGAUAUGUAUGGAAGGUUUCACCACCAGGGACCUCAUAACCCGAAAGGAAACGUUGGCCUUUGUACGGUACGCUAUCGGAUAUGCGAAACAAAGCGGACAGAAGCUGGAUGGACAGUAUGUCCACUGGUCCGCCGAGCGAGCAGAAUCGGAACGGCUUACCAACGGUUGGCAAUCGUUCGUGACCGUUGUGGAAGCGUUAAAUGAAUCCCAAACGCAUCUAAUUCUACCAGCACUGCAACUGUUUGGGCAGGUGUACCCGCUGCAUGUUGCAUGGAAAAAUGUGCUUCUACGAUUAAUUAUGCAGCACGAAAAUGGGCGUGUUGUGAACGUUGGAAUGAAUCAUUUUCUACGCUUUAGGACGUUUGAUCCGACGGCAACGGAAGUAGAAAAACUAUUUUUGGACACGUUUAACCGGAUGGCAGUGUUUGAAAAUGUUGCGGAAAUGAUCUCCAACCUUACUGAGUACUAUCGCACACCGGAAGCUUCUGCCUACGCCUAUCUGCUAGCCACAAUACCAGACAUCGGAUGGAACUCUGUUCCAUUCUACUGCAUCGCAAACGUGGUACACAAGCUAACAUCUAAAAUGGACUCCUUCCCAGGGAUAAGCCUCUCAUCUCUAACCAACUGUGUAAAAAUAUGUCACGACGUUAAGAAUGUAUCCCUGCGCUACAUUACACUCGUGCCACUGCUCAAAUGUAUACCUCGCUUUUUGAACCAAUCGAAAAAUGAUCAAGAUUCGCUCGCUCUACUCACAAUGGUCAAGGAAAUCGAGAAGCUUUCGUCUGUAUUUCACCUGUCGUUGAAAAAAUUCCAUAAUGAGCAAGGAUGUACAUUCGUCGACUAUAUUACCACCGAUGCGUUAAUGACUUGCUUGGGAAACGUUAGCGUGACGGAUAGGUUUUUCAUCGAGCAACUGUUGGCGAAGCGAAUUGCAGCAGCUACCGAGCUAGAAAAGAAUCAACUCCUAAGCGCAAUCCUUGUUUCUAAUCAACCCGUUUAUUUAAAUGCUUUGGAAUGGUUCCCCGAGCUGCAAACAACUCAGCUUACGAACAUUGCUUCUAUUAUUCACUCCACAAAGAGCAACAUUAUGAAAGCAGAAGAAACGGGACAAAGGAUUCCUUCCGUUACAUUUAACGUUCUGGCACAAUUGGCCAGUCUAGUGCGGUCAGUCUGCGACAGUAAUUGUCUGGAGGAUUGGAUGGAACUAGUAGCGUACCUGAGGACGCUAGCAAACACCCGGUUGGCUACCUUCGAUUACGUUCAAACGGUUGCCAUAGAGACGAUUCAAAUGACGCACGUGUUAGCUGCAUGUAUGAACGACCACAUGCUUGCUGCCAAAUUUUAUUUCACAGUUUCAAUUAAAGAUCUGAAGGACAGCUUUCAACGCAAUCAAACCACGGAACGUCCAACGAUCGAUGAAGUGUAUGGGAUGAUUACGGACAUUUAUUUGUGCCUCUGCCAGUCACGCGUACCACCAGCAAGAACGUUCGCAUCCGAUGAGGAUUGUUCGAAACUGAUCAGUUUACUGGACGUUGGGAACAUCCAUGUACUAACGACGGUGAUCGAAAUCCUUUACACAGAUACGGCAGAUGAUUGUUACGAUGCGGGACGGUUUACUGUGGUUGAUCGUUGCUACAAGGAAAUUUUAAAUUACCGCAAAUCGGACCAUUUCAUGAAGCUGAUGGAGAAGUUCAUUGCAAUGCUAUUGCAACCGUACCGCCGUAUGACCGCCGAACGGGAUCUGGAUUCGGUUGAAAUUGAGCCACGUGUUACCGAGUACGUUAGCAUGUUUCUCGAUCAGGCAAAAACCAUUUACGGGCUGGCUAAUAUUGUGUUUGACACGCUGUUUCAAGUUCCCGUAGCAAUUCUACUGAAUUGGGGAAGCUUUGGAAAGCUGCUGUUGCAGGGAAUGAUUUUUGGCGAUGUCCCGAAGCGAGAUCAAAAACUGGAAUGCGAUGUUGUGGAUCGUUGUGGGAUCAAUGUUCCCUUCAAGCAAUGCACACGCUACCUUUCGCAGGCGGACGCCCGAGUACGUGUGCUUUGCGUACAGUUCCUCUACCGAAUCGUGCGGACCAUCCAUCCGGAUGCCGUUCUCUUUCUGCUUAAGCUAGAACGUAUGUUAAUCGAACGGUUCACACAACUAACGAAAGCGAAGGAACGUUACUAUGCCGAUUCCAUCACCCACCGGCAGAAGCUUCGAAUCGUACAGGCUCUGUGUGUCGUACUGAAGCUAACCGGCACCAAACCGUACCCUCUCCUAGAGGUCAUGCUGUACGAAACGAAUCAACCCAACAUAAACUAUCUGAUCGAACUGAUCGUAGCGGACAGCUCGAUCGAUACGCUCACGAUCGCACAAUCGAUCCGCAACGAGAAGGUGAAAGUGUCCGGCAUACAGUCGGUGUUUGUCAUACUCUGGUUGCGCUGUUGCCAGACGAAUGUGCUCGACGAGCAGUACAUCUAUCUGCUACUACCCUGGACAAUGGCACAAAACUUUUCCACCCGACUGUACGCACAAAUAACGAUCAAAAAGCUGAUCGGUAGGUUCGCAACGGGUCCAAUCGAUGAAGGACCGUUCCGGGAGAUAUAUGGCGCCGUUAAUAGCUACCUUCGGCAGGGCAAUGUUGAGCGUAACAUUGAAAAGUGUAUGAAAGAUUUUCGCUUCAACAGUGUGUUUGAUUACGGUAAUCUGCUCACGAUGGAAAACGUGUUCCACAGCAUACCGAAGGUAUCGGGUGCGCCCGGUGAGGAUAUCGUCGAGACAGAUAUACUGAGGGAUUGCUUGAAAACGCUCGGGCUGGGUGACAAUAAUCUUGGUCAUGCGCUUGUGUUUGAUGAACUACAGAUGGAGCAGCGGGAAAAUCUUUUCCUCGCCCAAUCGGUAGGUGGAACGGAUUUUGUGCAGCGAAAGAUCGUUCCGUUGAAAAGCUUGGAACCGAACCAGGAACUACUGCUAGGGUUGCCGCAGCAGCUUUGUGUAAAGAAAAUGGACUCAACCGAAGGAUUAAUCGUUGUAGCGAGCUUGGUUAAUCGGGCUCCAAAUCUCGGUGGGCUAGCUAGAACGUGUGAAAUAUUUGCGGUCAAACAGUUUGUCAUAAACUCGCUGCAAGAUAUCGAUAAUAAGGAGUUUCAAGCGCUUAGCAUGACGGCCGAAAAGUGGCUUAAUGUGGGCGAACUGAAAGCACACAAGAUAGUCGAGUAUUUGGAGGAAAUGAAGGGCAAAGGAUAUUCCAUCGUGGGAGCGGAACAAACGACCGGCAGUAAACCGAUACAGCAGCUAAUGUUCCCUAAGAAAUGUAUCCUUGUGCUGGGACACGAAAAGAAUGGCCUACCGGCUGAAGUUAUAAGACACUUGGAUUUAAUCGGGGAAAUACCACAGUUCGGUGUGGUACGAUCGCUUAACGUGCACGUUACCGGGGCGAUCUUUAUGUGGGAGUACGCCAAACAGCAUCUUGUGGUUACGGAGUUGUGA